This is a messenger RNA of Symbiodinium sp. CCMP2456, 558 nucleotides long. Lineage: Eukaryota; Dinophyceae; Suessiales; Symbiodiniaceae. The record is from the annotation of a GenBank genome assembly.
GACUGUGGGAUUCCCACUGGCAUCCGGGUUUACACCGCGGUGGUCCGUCUAUUCCGCGCAGGCGGCCGCUGGCCUCAGGCUUUGGCAUUGCUUCCACAGAUGGCGGCCACGCUCACCCGGCCGGACUUGAUCUUCUGCAGCACGACGAUGAGCACCUGCGAGAGGGGCUCAGCCUGGGAGGCGGCUUUGGCACUGCUGAAGGACACCUCGAGGAACGAGCUGCAGGUGGACGUGAUUCUGUACAGUGCGGCCAUCGGUGCAUGCGCCAAAGGUCAGCAGUGGCAGCAGUCUCUGGCGCUUUUGGAUCAACUUCUGGAAAUGCAGCUGCGUAGCGAUGUCAUCGUCUUCAACACCGCCAUCAGCGCCUGUGCCAAGAGUGGGCAGUGGCAGGCGGCGCUGAGCUGCCGCAGCAACAGCUGCUGGGGUCCGAGGUCAGCUACAACACUUGCAUCAGCGCUUGCGCGAAGGCCGGACGAUGGGAGGAGGGUGCGCAACUACUCUCCGACCUUGUCGUUCUUCGAUUGCGGCCUGGGGCCAUCACCUUCAAUGCGGCGAUAG